Messenger RNA from Nerophis ophidion (straightnose pipefish), 3928 nucleotides. It is a transcript of the gene thap12a, whose product is annotated as THAP domain containing 12a. Bases 177 to 2312 code for a protein of 711 amino acids. The transcript has 5 exons. The record is from RefSeq and is a predicted model, not a curated record. Lineage: Eukaryota; Metazoa; Chordata; Actinopteri; Syngnathiformes; Syngnathidae.
GCCACUAAGAUGGAUGCCAACCGCCGGAAACACGGGGAGGAAGUCGCGUCUGUUGUGGCCCAUUUAGUGACCGCUCUUUUCCGGUGCUUUGAGAUCUACAGCUAGCAUAGCUAGCUCGUUUGAAAAGUACAUAUACAAGUGUAAAUAUCACUCCAUUCAAUAUAAGGCAAACUAAAAUGCAGAAUCGCUGCGCGGCUCCCAACUGUAUCAAUGCCAAACGGGACUCCUGUUCACUCUUCCGCUUCCCGCUCGACGCAGAAAGGUGUAAAACAUGGGUAGAAAAAUGCCAGCGGGAAGAUCUUGCAGGCAAAUCCCCAGAGCAGCUGUUCAGACACUACAGACUUUGUGGGAAGCAUUUUGAAAAGUGGACUGAUAGCAGUGACCAAAGCAUCGUGAUGAAGGAUGACAUCAUACCAACUAUUUUUAAUGAACCCGACAAACCUCCAACGAAAUCCACGAAGCGCAGUAAAGAGAUGGAGGAAGAUGCACAGAGUAAGGGAGGAAAAAAACUCAAAGAGUCCCAAGAUGACACAACUACGGAGGGAUCUCAGGCCUCUUUGAAGGAAGACAAACAAAAAGAAUAUCUCACAUUGUUAUUUGAGGCCCUUAUACUUUUAGGAGAGCAGAACAUUCCUGUGAUGAUGUUUGACGGUAGUAAACGGGACACAUUAGGCAAUUUUGAGGCAUUGCUCCAGUAUCGCAAGAGUUGUGAAGAUGAAGCGAUUAAGAAGAUGCACGACACCGAUACAGAGUGCUGUUCAUCGCUUCAGUUGAGUCAGCUGACUGAAGCGUGCGAAAAAUGCAUCCGCCAUAGGGUGAUAGAGGAAGUGAUGCAAAACGGCUUGUUCUCAAUUAUAACUGAGGAUUUGGUAAAGAUUUCCGAAGGUUGGUUCCUCCCUGUGUUCUUGCGCUACGUGGAUCAGUCUAACCAUCAAUGUGAGAAGUUUGCUGGCUUCUUGUCUUUUGAUGGAGAUGCGGAUGUUUUGGCGGAAAAACUGUUGUCUGAAAUGGUUGAUGACUGGGGUUUGAACAUGGAGCAGUGUAGAGGCCAAGCCCACUCAUGCUCCUGGACACACGUAACUAAAGUCAAAGCAUUUGCCACUAAAGUGAUGGAAAAGUAUCCGCUGACGGUGCUCACAUUCCGACCCACCCAUGCUUUGAACAUAUCGCUUGCCAAUGGUAUGGCUUUGUCGGGAGUCCAGCUCGUCAUGUGCACCUUGGAGAAAAUUGAAUCUUUCUUCAAUCACUCCUCGUUACUGUGCUUGGAGUUGGAGCAUGCCAUCUCCAUCAUCUACCCCGACAAAGAAGAAAAGGUCCUGGAACUGAAAGAGAUUUGCAGCACCAGCUGGACUAGAAGACACGAUGUGUUUGAGGUGGCAGUGGAGCUCGUCGAGGCUUUGCUGCUGUGUGUGGACAGCGUACACGACAACGAAGACUUGCGAUGGAGCGAUAAGAUCACGUAUAAUGCCUUGGAGAUCUCGAAAGCUCUGGCAGAUUUUGAGUUCAUUAUGGCUUUGGUUGUUCUGAAAAACACCAUGACGCUUUUAAAGGCCUUUGGGAGGAAUAUUCAAGGGGAUGCAACUAACACCCAUUUUGCAGCCAACAGUGUGAAAGCAGUAUUGCACUCUCUUAAGGAAGUGGCCGACAAUAUCGAGGUGUAUCAUGAGUUCUGGACAGAGGAGGCGGUUAACCUUGCUGCUACCAUGGAGAUUGCAGUAGAACUUCCUCGGUCACUCUUGAGGAAGCAUCCAUCCGACUUCCUUCAACCAGAGACGUACUACAAGCAGCACCUAGCCAUUCCUGUAGUGCAACACGCGCUCAACGAAGUUGGCAAACUCUUCACCGAUGACCACAUGAAGGCUCUGAGAUGCUUGUCACUGAUUCCCUCAGUCAUAGAAGAGAACAAGGCCACUCAGCCCGAGGAAGAAAACAUGCUGGCGUUCAAAAACGACAUACCGAACGCGGCAUCUCUCACCGCCGAGCUACAUUGUUGGUGGGUUAAAUGGAGCAAAAAAGGUAAAGGAGAAACCCUGCCUUCUAGCCUACAUGAAACACUGCAGCAAGCGGACCUCAAGUUUUUCCCUAACAUGCUUGCACUCUUGAGACGUUUGGGCGUCCUGCCUACAUUAGCUUUGGAGAGCAAUUUGAAUGUGGCAUAUGAGCGCUUCAAAGCAUACAUGGAAAACACUCCUGACAUCGCUAAAUCCAAGAGUCUAGCUUUUCUGAAAAUCAACAAUGACAUUGGCUAUGACUUGGAUUCAAUGGUUGAAGUCUAUAUGAAGUUGUACCCUGGUGGUGACGACUCCUCAUAGUUCUGACUUGAUCUGCAAUUUAGUCACUUAGUCAAACUUUUAGGCUUUCAGGCCACUUUUGAUGUUGAGCAGUAGCAAACAAAAGUUAGCUUGCAAGUAACAAAAUAUAAAAUACAAUUCAGGUGGUCCUGGUUUUAAAGGGAAAAUACACCUUUGGGGGAAUUUUCCAAAUCAUUUUCAAUCAUAAAAUACAAAAUCAUAUGUCCUUUUUUUUAGGAUUGUAAAGAUAAAAAACACUUGCAAGAUGUAGCUAAUGAGUCACCCUUGUAGCCUGUAACACACAUUCUUUAAAAUAUGUAAAAUAUUUACCGUUACCGUAUUUUGGUCAUUUUAAGCAUUACCAGAACCUUUUUCCGGGACGCAUUUAUUUCAGUGCCCAUAUCAACGCACUUUGUAAUUCAGGCAACAAACAUGUAGUUUUAUUUUGGGAAAUUAACGCGUGUGUGUGUUCUAAACAUGGCAGACCUGGUAAUAGACGACAAAGAUGGUUAUUUUUAGAAAAAUUAGGAUUUAUAACCAAUCGUUUUGAAACUGAAUAUACGAAGAAUAAACUGCUGGUUAUAGAAGUGAGGGUGACAAUGUUGGAGCAGAUGGUAGUUGAGAAAGUCAGGACCGACGUGACAUACCCAAAAUCAGCAGGAAAAAUAAAUGUCCCCGGCCAGCUUGACCAAUCAGACAACGGUCACUGUAAUACUGAUCAUGAUAUACACAGCACCUCAUGCUUGUAUAUCAAUGUUGAGCUAGCUGUGUACAAACAAAACAUGAAAUGCGGGCUGAUACUUUACAGAUACUGUUCAUGUUUUUCAGUCAGUACAGAUUUGUGUCCUAUUGUGCUGUGCAUUACAAACUCAAGCUAUUCAGCUAUUGACACAAAAGCUAGCUUGCAGCUAAUGCCGUAGCAUCCCGUCAAGGCGAUGUUACGAGGCUAGAAAAACAGUUCCUCUGUGUUUGUGCUCACGAAAACAAUGUAUCUACAGCUUGGUUAUUGUACAGGUUACAGAAUGUAAAUUAAGUAUUAUUGCCGGUUUUUGGAUGUUCAAAGUGAUUUAGAGGUAGACUUGAUUGCUCCCAUUAGCUGCAUUGCCAGCCACCUCGAGCAGAUUAUUACAAAUUUAAAUGGAAAAAAAAAAGUGUCUCUUUCAUGUAUUGUAAACAAUAAGCAAAAAUCCCCCAUAAAAGUGCAUUUCCCCUUUAAAUGUGAAAGCAUGAAUUAUCGAUACAGUGCGACCUUAGGUUUGUUUAGUGAACCUUUCCAAAAAGUUAGACAAAAAUGAAUUGUCCAAAAACCGAAUCAUCUUUCCCAUAAGUAACAAUGCAAUUCACAUGAUUCCGUUGCAAACACACAAAAAUAUGAACACACACUAUUAGAGAGUGAUUAUAGUUUUGCAUGUAGAGAACUAUGAGCAAUACAUACAAAUGACCAAUGCAAUGUAUAAAUGAAUAUUAAACAUACCUUUUUAUUGAAUCCUUUUGAGCAGAGAUCGAAGAGGAGGGGAGAGCCACACAGAUGCAACCUUAUAUGUACUUAACUAUGAGUGCUGCCACUCACAACUAACAAGGCCAAUGGUGAAUUGUUUUGCAGUUGUAUUCAAUAAAAAAGUACAGAGACUGAGUUA